Molecule: messenger RNA, 2016 nt
Organism: Physella acuta
Lineage: Eukaryota; Metazoa; Mollusca; Gastropoda; Physidae
Source: RefSeq, a predicted model, not a curated record
CUUUGUCGUCAAGAAACCAUACAAUGGAUGCCGAUUUAAAAUAAGUAAAAAUGAUUAUUCCAUUCCUGAUACUCGGGCUGGGUCUGCAUCUAAUAGCCGCAGAUCGUCAGAGCCUUUUGAACCGAAUGAAAGACAAGAGUUGGCCGUGGUUCGGCGACUGCUACAGCCAGAAGUGUCCAGCCCCACAGAACGAUGUCACGAACUGCUUCAACCUCAAGCCAGGAAAAGCCGAGUCGGUUCUUGAACGGAUCGGAGUGACCAACGUGGAACUGACCACAGAUCUGGAAGUCUCCUUCGCAAGCCCAGCCGAAAACGUUGACGUUUGUGGUAAAGCCAUUCAGAUGCCGGAAGUCCGGCCAUUUAAACUGGACAGUAAUGGACUAGCCUUCACUAAUCGUCUGAAGCUCGGUGCGGAGAUCUACCGGCAGCCCCCCAAACUGUCGUGGACCCUCCCUGCCACCACGCCCCUGCAUCUGAUGCUCUUUGAUGUUGGUCUCUUCAUCGUGCGCGGGUAUUGGAGGAAAGUAAAAUCCGAUCAAGGCUUCACGGGAGAGAUGGAAUACCAAUACAGGCCCCCCGCCAACCCUCUGCCCGUGCCCAACCCCAUCCUGAUUCUGUUGUUAGAGGCACCAGCCAGUACAAACGACGACGCCUAUCAUAGUAACCCGUUUACGCAAGCUUGUGACGCCACCAGGCCUAGGACGGCUGCUGGGGCGCAGACUUGCAUUGCGGCCUUAGCACAGCUACAGAGCGACUAUAAAAUCCGAGGUAUGCAGGUGUACUACACUGAUGGUUCCAGCAACUUUGAGAAGUUCAUGGCCUGUGCUGAGGGUUAUAUUUGUCAUACCGCCUGUCUGGAUCAGCAGCGCCAAUACGCCGAGAGUGAGAAGAGUCACGUGACCUUUCUGGACAUGAACACAGCCCAACUGACCAUGUACGUCAAUGUCUACUACUCAGCUGCUUUUAUGGAUUCGAAGACUAGCGGCUGUUGUGGAAUGAUGAACUCAAAUGCGUACACAUUUCGUCCCCGACCAGGGGACAACCUGAAGGUGGACGAGACCAUUAAGAUACAUCUUGGUGAAGGCUAUAAUCCUGUUAUGUUGGUAGAAGUGUCAGGGCCAGAAUCUGUGUAUAAAGAGGACUUUUUAUACUCCGUGUUUUUUAUCGGCCCUGUCAAUGGCAAUGAGCCACCCCCCAUAAACUGUCUGUUUUCAAACUUCAAAAUCACAGAUCAGGUCAUACACAUGCAGCCGUCUCAACUGAUUGGGGAAUGUUCUGGACCGACCCUCUCGGGAAUGGAAACUUACAGAUUGUACCAUGUCCUGUUCCAGCACACGACUCAACUCUCCUCGCUACCAGAGAAAACAGCCGGCAGUAAACUCUUUGAUAAAUCCAAGCUACCUGCGGACUUCACGCUCAGGGCCAUCUCGUGGUUUCUCGCGGGGAAUGACGCGUUUUCUAAAACCAACUGCAAUGAUCCUACCCCGGCCUGUCCCACUCAGAGUGAACCGCCAAUUCCACCACCCUUUUCGUUUACCAAUCCUGAAAUGGGUACAACACCAGUCGACUCAGAAGCGGACAAGUUCGACUUCUCUUGCGGUCACGCCAUGACAACCGGCGGGACGACCGUCGGGACGACAGCGGAGGGGGCGGCAACAACAACAGCGAAUGCCAGGAACACAACGGCAAAAAGCCAGGCAAACUCCGUCAGCGCUAAUGUAAAACUAGUUUUGUUGUCGGCCAUCUUGCUGAGCUUGGCUUUACCAAAAUAAAUCAUUGGUUUCGGAUUUUUUAAAAAUAUUUUCAAGAAGCUCGUGAGCCAUUGUUUUCAUCUAGCUCACAAGCUCAACCAGUUUUAUGAUAUUUUUUACAAGUCCUAUUGACUUUUUUACUAAAGCCUUACCACAAAGACAUGUCUUAUUAAUUUUAAGACUUUUGGCCAAUUAAAAAUAUAGAAGUUUAAUUCGGUAUCUGUAUUACAUAACAUCUAAUAAACAUCCGAUCUACACACAUAAA